UGCCGUUUCCGAGUCAUGUAAAUAAGAUGACUUUUUAAAUGGGCACCAUUUCAUGUUGGCAUUUAGCGCGUUGUCUUAGAGAACGCUCCUCAUGUCUUGUCACAGUUGAACGCAAGUCGGUUAAAGCCCCGAAUAGUGGUCCUCACACAGGAGGGCACCGAGCGGUGAAACUGUUUUCAGCUAUGGAGAAGCAGCACGAUACCAGCAGCGCGGAUCCCAGCGAGGAUGACAGCGAGUCUCCGUCCCCUCGCCUGCCGUCGCCACCACUGCGUUCACUUCAGGUUGCUCAUCAGGAUCACAGAACCACCAAUUUCUUCAUUGAUAACAUACUUCGGCCUGACUUUGGCUGCAGAAAGGAUCCGGGACCGUAUGGAACCGAGCGGACUAUUCCAUUAGACAGGGGAGGACAUAUUCUCCCUCAGGCAAAUAGACCCACUUUGCCAAGAAUUAUAUGCCCGGAUUUCAGUUGCUACACCGACAGCAAUUCCUCUUCUACCUCCUCUACGGUCUCAUCACCCUCAGGUCCGAGAGAAGCCACAGUGGACAAGGCUAGUGGAGUUACCGCUCCAAAAUACGGCGGAGACCCAACGCAAGAGGCAGUGCUCAAGCCAGGGGAGGCUUCGUUCAAUAAGGAGCUUCAGCCGCUUAUGUGGCCUGCUUGGGUCUACUGCACGAGAUAUUCCGAUCGUCCUUCAUCUGGCCCAAGGACCCGGAAAUUGAAAACGAAGAAAACGCAGACUGAGGACAAACGGCCCAGAACGGCGUUCACGGCUGAGCAGCUACAGAGGCUGAAAACAGAGUUUCAGCUCAGCCGAUAUAUCACGGAACAACGGCGACAGGCCCUCGCGAACGAACUGAAUCUCAACGAAUCGCAGAUUAAAAUCUGGUUUCAGAAUAAACGCGCGAAAAUUAAAAAGUCCACUGGCUACAAAAAUACGUUGGCGUUGCACCUGAUGGCGCAGGGACUGUACAACCAUUCCACCACCACCGUUCAAGACAAGGAAGAAAGUGACUGAAGAACAGAAAGAUGAAAGGAGACUAGUAAAUGAAUAUUAGAAGGCAUACUGUCGAUAAAACAGAAAAGAACAGUCACUAUGCGAACAUAUGAUAGUGAGGAUGAAAGUAGCUAGAUGUUUAUCUGACUUUUUUAUGCCUAUCGUUAUACCAAUAUCAGUGAGGAUCUUUUCUAAUUUGUAGUCUAUUUGUUAGACUCAUAAAGGCCUCAGCCUUAUGCCAAAGAUUUUACGAGAUGGAAAUAUAUGUUGACUAGUUCAAAUAUAGCCUUGCAGACAGAAGACUCCUCCGGGAAACUGAAAAUGAAAAUUUCGUCUCUGGGCGGCACAGUCGCUAUCAUUCGCGGUUUAAGCAGCCUGGCUAAAACAGAUUAUUGCGUGACGGACUGCUGAUCUUUGUUCCGACGCUUUUGAGAAACCAGUCCGCGUCUGUUGAGUGUGACUGAAUAUCCUACAGCUUUGAACUGGUCAUCCAGUAAAUUGGAGAACAACACAGAAUGUUUACUUUUCCUUGAGGCACAGCAGAACAUGCUGUUAUGUAUAUACAUAAUAUCUCUGUCACGUAACCCUUACGUUUGUAUUCUAAUCACGGUAGAUUUUUAUUAAAUCACAUCCUUAAUUAGUUUAA
Electrophorus electricus (electric eel) is the source of this 1641-nucleotide messenger RNA. Its product is annotated as homeobox protein engrailed-1a. Gene Ontology annotation, molecular function: RNA polymerase II cis-regulatory region sequence-specific DNA binding; DNA-binding transcription factor activity, RNA polymerase II-specific. Gene Ontology annotation, biological process: regulation of transcription by RNA polymerase II; neuron differentiation; multicellular organism development. NCBI's taxonomy places the organism in Eukaryota, Metazoa, Chordata, Actinopteri, Gymnotiformes, Gymnotidae. The record is from RefSeq and is a predicted model, not a curated record. Gene Ontology annotation, cellular component: nucleus.